Enterobius vermicularis (human pinworm) is the source of this 1236-nucleotide messenger RNA. Lineage: Eukaryota; Metazoa; Nematoda; Chromadorea; Rhabditida; Oxyuridae. The record is from the annotation of a GenBank genome assembly.
AUGCUGCGUCGCAUCAAUCGCUACAGAUUGGCUGGUCGCACCUGUUGUGUUGUGAAGUACAAAGCCGAUAACCGUUAUGAUGACACGAAAGUUGCAACGCAUGAUCUUCAGUUGCACGAUGCAAUCAGUGGCUUUAAAAUUUCUGAAGUUUGGAACGAUCUACUGAGCGCACAGGUUAUCGGUAUUGAUGAAGGACAGUUUUUUGAAGAUUUAGUGGACUGUUGUGAAAAACUUGCCAAUCUUGGAAAAAUCGUUAUUGUUGCCGCCUUAGAUGGGGAUUUUAACCGAAAGAGGUUUGAAAACAACAGUGUAGAUCUCUGUGCAUUAGCAGAGUGUGUAACGAAAUUAUCUGCAGUGUGUAAUAAAUGCGGUGAAGAUGCAGCAUUUACUUUUAGACUGACGUCCAACCUCAAACAAACCAGUCUUGGUGAAAUCCAAAUAGGAACAACAGAGCAUGUUUAUGGCAGAAUUGAACUGAUUCUCGGUCCAAUGUUUGCUGGGAAAACAACAGAACUUUGGCGCCGCGGUACUCGCCAUGCUUUAGCGGGUCGUAAGUGUUUGGUUGUGAAUUAUGACGAUGAUCGUCAGAAAUGUGCCGAGAAACCAUUUACUUACAACUCGCACCUUCUUGAGACAACCAGUGCUACAAGGUUGGAAGACGUUUACCAUCAGUUCGCGGAGUGUGAAGUCGCCUUAAUCGAUGAUGCGCAGUUUGUAUGCUUUUUUGCUUUACAUUUUGUUUCAUUAUCGUUUCUUGACGUGGUUGAUAUCACUGACCGUUUAGCGAAUUCUGGUAAGAUUGUGAUCGUUUCUGCUCUCGAUGGUGACUAUCAUCGUAAGCCGUUCACAAAUUCGAUCUUGGAUCUCUGCCCUCUAUCGGAAGCUAUUACGAAGCUCUGUGCCGUCUGCUGUUACUGCGACAGUGAUGCUGCUUUUUCGCGUAAAUUGACUAACAGUAGCACGGGAGAUGCAGCUAGUGAGAAGGUUAAGGCAUACCAAGCGGUGUGUAGAACUUGCUAUAUGCGAAACACCAAACCCUUAUCAGUUAUCCAAGAUUAUGAAGCUGUCGAAAAUGCUAUUGAAAGAGAGUCGAGUUGGGUUGGUCAAGGGUCUCAUGGUGGUACUGUCCUAGUUGGAUUUCGAAGGAAGAAUCGAAGUGAGUUAGCAGUCGUCGUGAAGUUUGUUCCUAUAAAGCUUGUCGAUUCUUCGCGUCCUUCACAAUCUUUCCUUUGGUGA